Messenger RNA from Camellia sinensis, 1135 nucleotides. Lineage: Eukaryota; Viridiplantae; Streptophyta; Magnoliopsida; Ericales; Theaceae. The record is from RefSeq and is a predicted model, not a curated record.
GGCUUGAAUCUCCUUAAAGAGAGCGAAUUUCCCGCGCCUCAACCCUUACAAUAGUUAUUGUAAUUUUUAUUAUUUGUAUUUUCUGGUGUUUUAUUUGUAAUUAUCACCAACAAUUUUAAGGAAAUUCAAUUAGCAAAAGUUCAUGGAGCCAGUACUGGAGAAGCCCAACGAGAAUACAGGCAAUUUCAACAAGCCCUUCCGGUUCAAGGGAGCCCAUUUCAAGGGAUGGAAAGGCAAGGUGCUUUUCUACUUCAGUCUCCUCAAGGUGGCCUAUAUCUUGACCGAGAAAAAUCCGAACAAAGUCCCCACUGAAGAGAUGACCGACGAGGAGUAUGCUGUUCAUCUUGAAAAAAUUGAGAAAUACAACACAGAUGAGUAUAAAUGUCGAUAUUAUCUUUUGAAUUGUCUUUCAGAUCAAUUUUAUGAUUAUUAUGAUACUACUUACAUCACUGCCAAGAAAAUUUGAAAAGCCUUGCAGAAUAAAUAUGACACUGAAGAGGCAGGUGCUAAAAAAUAUGUUGCAAGCCGUUUUUUCGCUAUCAAAUGAUAGGUGGAAAAUCAAUGGUAUUGUUGACAAGCUACCAUCGUCGUGGAGGGAGUUCCAGAAGUCAAUACAUCACAAGCAAAAAGAGAUGUCCUUGGAAACUCUAAUCACACGGAUUCGGGUGGAGGAGGAAUCACGAGGACAAGAUGCGCUUAUGACACAAGAGCAUUCCACUACAAAGCAAAAGUGGGCAUAUUGCUCGAACUUGGAAAUUUCGGAAACAACAGUCUCGACCACAGGCUAAUGUUACCGAGGAACCAUUUGUGGCAAUGAUUACAGAUAUUUUUAUGGUUCAAUCUGUGGAAGGAUGGUGGGCAGACUCUGGUGCCAAUGGGCAUGUCUGUUAUGAUAAAGAUUGGUUCAAAGACUUCACUCCUUUUAAUAAGGAGAUGACUGUUAUGCUUGGUGACUCCGGUUUAACCAAGGUGCUCGGGUGUGGGGAUGUUGAACUAAAUUUUACCUCUAGACAUGUGCUUGUUUUAAAAGAUAUGUUGUACACACCGUCCAUGAGGAAAAAUUUGAUGUCAAGUUAUUUGCUCAACAAAGCUAGUUUCAAGCAGACUAUUGAAUCUGACCAAUUUGUAAUCACUA